Messenger RNA from Salmo salar (Atlantic salmon), 1724 nucleotides. RefSeq names its product N-alpha-acetyltransferase 80, NatH catalytic subunit (gene naa80). The record is from RefSeq and is a predicted model, not a curated record. Gene Ontology annotation, biological process: protein acetylation. Gene Ontology annotation, cellular component: cytoplasm. Lineage: Eukaryota; Metazoa; Chordata; Actinopteri; Salmoniformes; Salmonidae. Gene Ontology annotation, molecular function: N-acetyltransferase activity; acetyl-CoA binding.
ACCGCUAAUACAGGAUAUUAUUUUUUGGUAUGCUGAUUUUUCAGGGUGAGCUGCAGCACCUCAGUAUCCCUACUCCCUGCUGCUAUGCCCCCCCCCUCCCCCAAUUUGGGACUCGUUACAUACCUGGACCAUCUAUUGAGAUGUGCCUUUUAAGUAAAUCGUGUUAAAUAAGGCGAAAAGGAGACACGAGUUGGUCUUCAAUACCAUUGAGUUAAACAUAGAUCUAUCCCCCAUCGUUUUCUAAAAUAUGCUAUGAUACCUCCCAUACGCUGGGUGGACGCAUUACGUUUCUUGUCCACAUGGAACCAGUGAUCACAGCCAAAGAUUAACCAAGUAUAUUUCCUGACCAAGUGCGGUAAAUCCUGAUCGCAGACCAGUGAAGGCUACUGAACCAUUACCCUGGUUAGUUUGGCUAAGGAAACCAAAACCGAUCCAGGAACAGCGCGUGCCUCAAAUUCGAGCCAACUUUCGGUGGAUGAAGCGUGAAACCGUGAACAUGUUUGACAGUGGGGAGGUGUGGGCAAUCCCACUGCACCAGCGUCCGGACCUGCUGGAGCCUUGCGCCGACUUGGUGAACAGCGAGUGGCAGCGGAGCCACGGUGCCCGGGUCCACGCCCUCCAGAAAUCCUGCCAGGAGUUCCCCGUAGCCCUGGUGCUGCUGCAGGGCUCUGGGAACAGGGACGGUGGGGACAGGGAGACCCUCCUGGGGCACGUCCGGCUGUCCCGCGUGGUGUCCCGCCCUGGGAGCCUCUUUGUGGAGUCGGUGGUGGUGUCCAAGGCCCAGAGGGGGAAGGGCUACGGUCGUACACUGAUGCAGGAGACGGAGCGCUACGCUAAGGCCCGAGGGUUCCGGAGGCUGUGUCUUACCACCCACGACAAACAACACUUCUAUGCCCACCUGGGCUACGUUCUAUCCAUGCCGGUACAGAAUGCUGGUGUCAUGGCCUCCUUCAUGCCCAUGGAGGUGCUGGAGAGGUUCUCCAAGCUCCCAGGGACAGACGACACCCAGGGUGAGGUACAGGGAGGCCCACCACCACCAUCACCACCCCAGAUCCCUCCUUCCUUUAUAGGGCCUGCUCCAUCUACUCCUCCACCUCUUCUCCUUCCUCCUUCUGCUCUAUCUCGUCAUCCAACUCCCUCUCCUCCCUCUGGUCUUCCACCUCCUCCCUCUAUUCCUCCUCCUCCUCCUCCUCCUCCUCCUCCUCCUCCUCAGUGUCCGGCCCGACUGGUGUUUCAGACUCUUGAGGAGACGCCCUACAGAGAUGCUAAAGGAGUUCCUAUCUUCUGGAUGCACAAGGACAUCUGAGUCUGAGGGCCUGGCUGACCACAGACCACGUCACCCAUGUCACUCAGCCUCACACACACACAUGCUCAGGACAUUGGGGAAAAGGACGCUGCCUUUGGCCUAUUUAGUACCACAGCCUGUAGGGUUUGACGAGGUUGACAGACUGAGAAGGAAGGAUAUUUUUGGGGUCUGGCUGGCUCUCCUUGAGUUCUUGACAGAGAUACUUGGUGCUGUAGACUGAGAUAACACUUGAACAAAGAAUACCAAAUGUUUGUUCUCAUGUGCCUUAAGUAAGUUGUUUUUUCUUGUCCUAAAAUAAAACAUUUCUUAAAUGAAUGGUUAACUUUACCUGAUCAAACUAAAUAAUUAUCACUGGGGCUAUAUUUUGGGCCUAAUGUUUCAAUCAUUUCAAUGUUGAAAUAAAGGACUGCGUACUAAA